AAGAUGAAAAAGAAACUGAACAUUGGAUGCUACCUCUCAUAUCUCUCUAUCUUUUGUAUCUUCAAGUGUAUAUUCAUAUUCACUAUAACUAAGUUCAACUUUCAUGACAUGUUAUUUUAUUUUCUCUAAACAAAUUCUCUCUCAAAAAAAAAAAAAAAUGGCCACUCCUCUCAUUUUCUACCUUCUACUUGUUUCCUUCACAAGUUUUUCUUUUGUUUCUUCACUUCAACUUUCUUUGAAAAAUCAAGCUUCAAUCUUAGUUUCAAUGAAACAGGAUUUUGAACCUUCUUCUAACACUUCUUUAAGUAGUUGGAACAUGUCUAAUUACAUGUCACUUUGUACUUGGUAUGGAAUUCAAUGUGACCAUACCAUUACCAACAUGUCUAUAGUUUCACUUGAUAUUUCAAAUUUGAACAUUUCAGGUUCAUUUUCACCUCAAAUCACAAAACUCUACAAUCUUGUAAAUGUUUCGAUCCAAGGAAAUAGCUUCUAUGGUGAGUUUCCAACUGAAAUUCACAAGCUACAAAGAUUGAAAUGCCUCAACAUAUCGAACAAUAUGUUUAGUGGAAACUUGAGUUGGGAAUUCAACAAAUUGAAAGAGCUUGAAGUGUUGGAUAUUUACAACAACGGUUUUAACGGUUCGCUUCCUCGUGGUGUUACUCAAGUUUCAAGUCUCAAGCAUCUGAAUUUUGGAGGGAAUUACUUUUCUGGAAAAAUUCCUACAAGUUAUGGAGAAAUGAAACAGCUUAAUUUUUUGUCUCUUGCUGGAAAUGAUUUGAGUGGUUUUUUACCUAGUGAGCUUGGAAAUUUGACUAGUUUGGAAAAUCUUUAUUUAGGUUAUUUCAAUCAAUUUGAUGGUGGAGUUCCAAAAGAGUUUGGUAAGUUGAUUAAUUUGGUUCAUUUAGACCUAGCAAGUUGUUUCUUGAAAGGUUCAAUUCCACUUGAGUUAGGUCAACUUAACAAGCUAGAUACACUUUUCUUGCAAAAAAAUCAACUCACUGGUUUUAUUCCACCUGAAUUAGGUAAUUUGAGUAGAUUGAAUGCUCUUGAUUUAUCACUCAAUAACCUAACAGGAGGAAUUCCGAACGAAUUCUCGAAUCUUCGAGAACUUUCUCUUUUGAACUUGUUUAUCAAUAAAUUUCACAGCGAAAUUCCUGAUUUCAUUUCCGAGCUUCCUAAAUUGGAAGUUCUUAAGCUUUGGAGGAAUAACUUUACUGGCGUUAUUCCUUCGAAGCUAGGUCAAAAUGGAAGAUUAACUGAGGUUGAUUUAUCGACAAAUAAACUCACUGGAAUAUUGCCAAAAUCACUUUGCUUUGGGAAGAGACUAAAGAUUUUGAUCUUGCUUAACAACUUUUUGUUUGGUUCUUUACCUAAUGAUCUUGGUCAAUGCUACACACUCCAAAGAGUUAGAAUUGGUCAAAACUAUUUCACUGGUUCAAUUCCACAUGGUUUUCUUUACUUACCAAAUCUAUCUCUUUUGGAACUACAAAACAAUUAUCUCAGUGGUGUGAUUCCACAACAAACACAUAAAAACAAAACCUCCAAAUUAGAACAGUGUAAUCUAUCAAACAAUAGGUUAUCAGGUUCUUUACCAACCUCAAUUGGAAAUUUUCCAAAUUUGCAAACUCUUCAACUUAGUGGAAACAGAUUCUCAGGCCAAAUUCCAUCAGAUAUAGGAAAACUCAAAAAAAUUCUCAAAUUAGAUAUAAGCAGUAACAACUUUUCAGGUACUAUUCCAAGUGAAAUAGGUAAAUGUACCUUACUAACUUAUUUGGAUUUGAGCCAAAACCAAUUUUCAGGUCCUAUUCCAAUUCAACUUGCUCAAAUUCAUAUACUAAACCAUCUUAAUGUUUCAUGGAAUCACUUAAACCAAAGCAUUCCUAAAGAGCUAGGAGCCUUAAAGGGCUUAACUUCAGCAGAUUUCUCUCAUAAUAACUUCUCCGGUUCGAUACCAGAAGGAGGACAAUUUUCAACUUUUAAGGCAAAUUCCUUUGAAGGUAAUCCUCAACUAUGUGGUUAUGUGUUGGUUGAGUUCAAUCCAUGCAAAGUUUCUUCAACAGAUGAAUUAGAAUCUCAACAGAAGAACGGUUCGAGAAACGGUUUCCCUGGAAAGUUUAAGUUGCUUUUCGCGUUGGCGUUAUUGUUAUGUUCGUUGGUUUUUGUAACUUUAGCUAUCAUGAAGAGUAGAAAAUCAAGGAGGAAUCAUUCAAGUUCAUGGAAAUUAACAGCAUUUCAGAAGAUGGAAUAUGGAAGUGAAGAAAUCAUAGGUUGCAUAAAGGAAAGCAAUGUGAUAGGAAGAGGUGGAGCAGGUGUUGUGUACAAAGGAACAAUGCCAAAUGGAGAUGAAAUUGCUGUGAAGAAAUUGUUAGGAAUCAACAAAGGAAAUUCUUCUUCUCAUGCCGAUAACGGCUUUUCAGCAGAAAUUAAGACAUUAGGUAGAAUCAGACACAGGUAUAUUGUUAGGUUGGUUGCAUUUUGUACAAACAAAGAAACAAAUUUGCUUGUUUAUGAUUACAUGGAAAAUGGUAGCCUUGGUGAAGUUUUGCAUGGAAAAAGAGGUGAGUUUUUGAAAUGGAAUGUUAGGUUGAAAAUUGCUGUUGAAGCUGCUAAAGGACUUUGUUAUUUGCAUCAUGAUUGUUCACCUUUGAUCAUUCAUAGAGAUGUUAAGUCAAAUAAUAUAUUGUUGAACUCUGAAUUUGAGGCUCAUGUUGCUGAUUUUGGACUUGCUAAGUUCUUGCAAGAUAAUGGGAAUUCAGAAUGCAUGUCUUCUAUUGCUGGUUCUUAUGGAUAUAUUGCUCCAGAAUAUGCAUACACAUUGAAAGUUGAUGAGAAAAGUGAUGUGUAUAGUUUUGGAGUUGUGCUGCUAGAACUCAUCACAGGGAAAAGGCCAGUGGGGGAUUUUGAGGAAGAAGGUUUAGACAUUGUUCAAUGGACCAAAAUGAAAACUAAUUGGAACAAAGAUAUGGUGAUGAAGAUCCUUGAUGAGAGGCUACCUCAAAUUCCUUUACAUGAAGCAAAACAAGUGUUUUUUGUGGCAAUGUUAUGUGUUCAUGAACAUAGUGUGGAGAGACCAACCAUGAGGGAAGUGGUUGAGAUGCUUGCACAAGCAAAGUAACAAUACAUAUUUCAAAUGCAGUGAUUUUUAUUUUUUUGUGUGUGUUGCGUAUAUUAUGCGCUUAAUUACAGAGACUAAUAUCCUGAAUCGGAAAGUACCGGUUUAAAUAGAGUGAUCUAGAAAAGGAAGAAAAAAAGGGCACGUUAAAAGAAGGGUCGAAGUCUAUUACUUUUAUAUACUACUAUACAUAGCUUUGUGUUUAUGUUUUGGGUUGGUUAAUUAAAAGAUAUUAAUAUUUCCAAAUUAGUUUGUCAUCAA
Medicago truncatula (barrel medic) is the source of this 3373-nucleotide messenger RNA. RefSeq names its product leucine-rich repeat receptor-like serine/threonine-protein kinase BAM3. NCBI's taxonomy places the organism in Eukaryota, Viridiplantae, Streptophyta, Magnoliopsida, Fabales, Fabaceae. Gene Ontology annotation, molecular function: protein binding; ATP binding; protein kinase activity. Gene Ontology annotation, biological process: protein phosphorylation. The record is from RefSeq and is a predicted model, not a curated record. The transcript is spliced from 2 exons. The coding region runs from base 104 to 3115 and encodes 1003 amino acids.